AUGUCUGAAUCAACUCCCUCGCGACUCUCCUCUCGUAUGGCCAGACUCAACCCCUUCAAGACUAGAGCAAGGCAGGAAGAUGAUGAGGAUGACGCCGGGGAGGAAAUUGAUGCCGCCACCUUCGCCGGUGGUGGUCUCGGUGCAUCAACAGGCACCACGCAUCAUCCUCUGUGUGUCAGUACUGCGCUCCAGUCGUUUCUCUUCCACCAGGGGGUAUUGGGCAACAGCGAUUCCGACGACGUCAAAGGGCCGUUGCUGAAGGCCUUGCUUGACAAACCGGUCGUUACACCACCUGCCUACCUCUUGGACAGGUCGCAUCCUCUGCCGGAGUAUUUUAUCAGCUCUAGCCACAACACAUAUUUGAUGUCCCAUCAGCUUUUUGGUGCUUCUUCAGCCGCCGCAUAUGAAACCACGCUCAAGGCCGGGGCGCGAUGUAUCGAGAUUGACGCGUGGGAUAACCCCGAUAACUGUACGGAGCCGAAGGUGACGCAUGGCUACACGCUCGUAUCCAACAUCCCUUUCCGAGUAGUGUGCGAAACAAUACGUGAUGUGGUUGACCACGAAGAAACGGCCGCGCGGGGACGGGGGUAUACCCCGGCACCAAUCCUCGUCUCACUGGAAAACCACUGCGACCGGAACGGACAGCUCCGCCUUGUUGAAAUCAUGAAAGAAGUCUGGGGAGACCGGCUGCUGAGUGCCCCAAUUCGCCAAAAGGGUCAUGAAGAACAAGAGGGUGGCGACCCAGUGCGGCUCGAGGAUCUGGGCUCCAAGAUUGCCGUCAUUGUCGAGUACCACCUGCCGGAUGAGGUGGACGAUUCCAGCACCUCCUCGUCCAGCUCCAGUGAUUCAGAGGAGGAGAAGAAAGCACGGAAGGAGUAUAAAACAAAGAAGAACACUGCACCACCGCCCAUCAUCGUUCCUGAAUUGGCAGAGCUCGGUGUCUAUGCACAAUCCGUUAAACCACGCGACGACUCCUGGUACGUGGAGGGGAAGGUCAAGGAUGGCCCUCCUGAGCAUCAUCUGAUCAACGUUUCCGAGUCGGGUUUGGCUUCUCACACUCGGGAGCACGCGCCGGAAAUCGCACGCCACAACGCACGUCACCUCAUGCGUGUUUAUCCUAAAGGGACCCGGAUAUCAUCACGUAAUCUUUCCCCGGUGCCGUUCUGGGCCGUCGGUGCCCAAAUUUGCGCUCUCAACUGGCAAACAUUUGGCGCGAGCAUGCAGAUCAACGACGCUCUUUUUGCUGGCACUGCUGGCUAUUUUGAGGACAACGAGUCGGUAUUUGUCAGGAUGCUCAUCAAGAGUGAUGCGAGCUUCUCAAGCAACCCCAUCCUGGCCGUCGCCGCGGUCCGCCUGUUAUAUCUUGACCCGCGAGGGCUGGAUGGACGUUUGGGGAGGUCCUACAUUCGGAGGAGAGAGUACGAACCCGGUGACGUCUCUGAGGGUUAG
Molecule: messenger RNA, 1449 nt
Organism: Chaetomium globosum CBS 148.51
Lineage: Eukaryota; Fungi; Ascomycota; Sordariomycetes; Sordariales; Chaetomiaceae
Exons: 4
Coding region: 1-1449 (482 amino acids)
Biological process (GO): phosphatidylinositol-mediated signaling; lipid metabolic process
Molecular function (GO): phosphatidylinositol-4,5-bisphosphate phospholipase C activity
Source: RefSeq, a predicted model, not a curated record